Molecule: messenger RNA, 2051 nt
Organism: Sycon ciliatum
Lineage: Eukaryota; Metazoa; Porifera; Calcarea; Leucosolenida; Sycettidae
Product: WD repeat and FYVE domain-containing protein 2-like
Exons: 12
Coding region: 138-1388 (416 amino acids)
Cellular component (GO): early endosome
Molecular function (GO): protein binding; metal ion binding
Source: RefSeq, a predicted model, not a curated record
AUUGAAUUUUUUGUUUUUCGAACUAUUAGUAUUACUUUGUUGACAUUUUCAGGUCUGACCGACGAGGCCAAGUUAGUUUCUUACCAUUGGGAGUUUGGCUGUUCGUCCUACUGCUCUGUUCUGUUGUUCGUGAUGUGAUGGCGUCUGCGGAGGCUGGAACUCGUAGCGCAUCUUCCAGCUCAGAUGGAAAACGUCGAAGAGCAAAACCUAUUCUUUUGAAUAGAUUGGAAGGAUGUUCUGGCACGGUGAAUGCCGCCAUGGCCAUUCCUCACGAAGACGCUGUGAUCAGUGUAUCGGAGGAUGCGACCAUUCGUGUUUGGCUGAAACGGGACAGCGGUGACUACUGGCCCAGCAUUUGCCACGCAUGUCCAUGUCCAGCAUCGAGUAUGGACUAUGACGGAACAUCGAAGAGGUUGUUUGCAGGCCUCGAGACAGGGACAGUCGUGGAGUUUCUGUUGGCGGAUGAUCUCAACCGUAUGACAUUGAAGCGCAGCUACUCAGCUCACAUGGCUCGUGUGACGGAUGUGUCGGUCUCCUUGGACAUGAACUAUCUGCUGACUGCUGGCCGCGACAAGUACUUCCAGUGGCACUGCACGGACACUGGACGGCGGCUCGGUGGCUUCAAAUCCGAUGCUUGGUGCACCGCUGUACAAUUUGACCCAGUCACCAGGUAUGUGUUCGUAGCAGACUAUGCUGGACAAAUCAACGUUUUGAAGCUGGAAGAGCAAAACCUCUCACAUGUAACUACCCUCAAAGGGCACUCAGGCAGUAUUCGCAGUCUUGCCUGGGAUCCCGACAAUCGGUUACUGUUCUCAGGAAGCUUCGAUGAGUCCAUUAUUGUCUGGGAUAUUGGCAGCCAGAAGGGAACAGCUUUGGAGCUACAUGGGCACGUUGAGAAGGUGCGUGGCCUUGACUUUGUGCCCCAUGCAAAGAAGCUCUUCUCCAGUGGAGAUGAUGCUAUGCUGAUUGUCUGGGACAUGACUGCCGACAGAAAGGAAACACCGGAGUGGACAGAAAGUGACACGUGUCAACGUUGUGGAUCUGCCUUCUUCUGGAAUUUCAGGGAGAUGUGGGCAACCAAGCAGCUUGCAGUAAACCGACAGCAUCAUUGCCGACGCUGCGGUAAGGCCAUGUGUGAUCCCUGUACCAUGAAGACGUCGCCCAUUCCUCCGCUUGGCUUUGAGAUGCCAGUCCGUGUGUGCAAUGAUUGCUUCAAGGAUAUGGAUGAUUCCGAGAAAGUGUCCAAGGCGCAGUUCUUUGAGAUGAAGCAUCGUGUUUCAUAUCUGCAAGUUGACCUUAGCAAGAGAAGAUUGAUUACCAGUGGAUUCGACAAUACCAUCAAGAUAUGGGAUAUAAAGUCACUCCUAGAUCCAGUCCCCUCCAACUAAUCCUUGUCUGUCCAUACGCAUUUGCCAGGCAGUGUUCAUAUAACUUCACAGAUAUUUCAUUACCAAAACGCGCUUGCAUAUUGAUAUUGAGGCCACACUCCUGCUAUGAUCUCUAAAAAGUUGUCUGUAAUGAGUUUUGCCAUUGACCCUUCCCUGCAUCAUGUUCUCCUUACUGAUUUUACAAAACGUUUCUGUUUCUGCAUGGUGGCAUUGAAGCUGGCCCAUGAAAUUAUUCUCAUAUUCCUCUGUCAUGUUGCUGAUCGGGGUGUCAGCAAUAUCUGCUCUGUAGUCUCUCUCGGAAUACUAGCUCAUGCAUAAAACGACUUCUCCAUUGGCAGAAGGACGAGUUGCCUUCAUAUUUUUUCAAUUUAUCAUUUUGAAUUUGCCCGAAAUUGUAGCCUGCUUGGGUUAUGUGACAUUGUUGUUCUUGUCUAGUUUGUAUUGGCUUUUUGCCAUUUUUUAUCACGUUCUUCUUACUCUUACAUUUACUGUCAUUGGUAUUUAACCGACAGCGUGUUGUCUUUUCUAUCGUUUUGUCACUACGCACACAGCAACCAUUGAAAUCGGAUUGAUUUGGCUGUACAUGACUUUGUUCUUACUCUCUUCUUUUUUUUUGAACUGGAUAUACUUGUACAAAAUUGUUACCCUUGUUGGUCCACUGAA